UUGUCAAAAUUCCAAAAUUUUUAUAGAAUAAAAAUUUAAAGUUCGUAUGUCGUAAGAUUAUAAAAACUCAUCAUGUGCGAUCAUUGUGCCAAAAUUACCAGUCAAAAAGGAUAUGCUGGACAAGUAACUUGUCGAUGCAAUGGCGCGAAAAAGACUGAUGUGGUCAGUAAGGAAAAAGACUUACCUGGAUGUUGCAGCAAAAAAGAAAAAAAGGGAGGAUGUUGUGGUGCCAAAUGUUGCUCGGGCACGAAAGAAGAACAUGGCGGAUGUUGUAGCGAUGCCACCACGGAUCAAAAGAGCUGCUGUCCAGCAGGAAAGUAAUCUGCCAACGCAAUGGUCCUACUUGACGACAAGAGCAAGAGAAGCAGCCGGCGGUUGUUGUAUGUCUGGUUGUUGCAAACCAAUCAAAACUGGAAAGAGCGAGAGAGAUUCGGCGGGUGCGGAUUGUGCCACGCAGAUGAAAGAUACUGAAGGAAGCUGCUGUGCCGAAAAUAGAAAAUAAUUUUAAUAGAAGCACUUGUGUCGCAAAUUCUAAUCUAAAAGCUUUAAAUACUUUUUUUUCGCCUACAUUUGUGUUCUAUAUAACAUACAUUGCGCAAAAUCUAAAAUAUUUGGAUAAUAAAACAUAAAACUUGAAUGCC
This is a messenger RNA of Cyphomyrmex costatus, 641 nucleotides long. Its product is annotated as S-adenosyl-L-methionine-dependent tRNA 4-demethylwyosine synthase-like. The coding region runs from base 73 to 321 and encodes 82 amino acids. The transcript has 5 exons. The record is from RefSeq and is a predicted model, not a curated record. NCBI's taxonomy places the organism in Eukaryota, Metazoa, Arthropoda, Insecta, Hymenoptera, Formicidae.